GCGUGUCUCACGAUGACCCCGGCUUGCGAUAGCAUUGUUUCACUUUGUUUGCCUCUGCUGCUGCUAACGCAACUAGCUUCUACCUACUUGCCAUGCAGGUGCAUUAAACGUGAGCAUCCUAAGUGUCAUUAGAAUAGACAUGCAGCUACGUUUGCUAUGUUUCGACUUUUUAUCAAGGAAUUAGCCCGUCCGCUACAUUUCGGUUCCGCUGAGGAGCGAAAGAGCCCACAAAGCGUUAGCUCCUUGUUAGCUUGCUAAGUUAGCGACGCUUGCUGAAAGGAAGGAAGGAAUGAACCACAAGAGCAAGAAGAGGAUUAAAGAGGCCAAACGGAGUGCCAGGCCGGAGUUGAAGGACUCUUUAGACUGGAUCAAGCACGCUUAUCAUGACACUUUCAACGUGUCGCACAGCUCUGUCAAGGACAAUGUGGAACGAGUGGACGCGCAACGUCUGAGUCCCGAACAGUUCAUCGAGCGCUUCGAGAGGCCCUACAAGCCCGUGGUACUGCUCCACUGUCAGGAGUCGUGGCCCGCGCGGCAAAAAUGGACCUUGGAGCGGCUCAAGCGCAAGUACCGCAACCAGAAGUUCAAAUGCGGUGAAGACAACGACGGCUAUUCGGUUAAGAUGAAGAUGAAGUACUACGUGGAUUACUUGGAGAGCACGCGCGACGACAGCCCGUUGUACAUCUUCGACAGUAGCUACGGCGAGCACGCCAAACGACGAAAACUGCUGCAAGACUACCAGGUGCCCGUCUUCUUCACAGACGACCUCUUUCAGUUCGCUGGAGAAAAGCGGCGGCCGCCCUACAGGUGGUUUGUGAUGGGCCCCGCUCGCUCCGGCACCGGCAUCCACAUCGACCCUCUGGGCACCAGCGCCUGGAAUGCGCUGGUCCACGGCCAUAAGAGGUGGUGCUUGUUUCCUACCAACACGCCCCGAGACCUCAUCAAAGUCACACGUGAGGACGGAGGCAACCAGCAGGACGAGGCCAUCACCUGGUUUAACGUGGUCUACCCUCGCACGCAGCAGCCUGGCUGGCCUCCCGAGUUCCGACCGCUUGAGAUCCUGCAGAGACCCGGAGAGACCGUCUUUGUGCCGGGCGGCUGGUGGCACGUGGUGCUCAACCUGGACACGACCAUCGCCGUCACGCAGAACUUUGCCAGCACCACCAACUUCCCCAUCGUGUGGCAUAAAACUGUACGAGGGCGCCCCAAGCUGUCCAGGAAGUGGUACCGGAUUCUGAAGCAGGAGCGACCCGACCUGGCGGCGCUGGCAGACAGAGUGGACCUGCAGGAGUCGACGGGCAUCGCAUCCGACAGCUCCAGCGAUUCAUCCUCAUCCUCGUCGAGCUCGUCCGACUCCAACUCCGACGCCGAGUCGUGUUCGGAAGGCGAUGCGGCGUCCCACCGCAGGAAGAAGAGACGCACGUGCGGCACAACGGCUAACGGGGACGCCCGUGGUCACGAUGACUGCCUCAGUAAAGAGAGGAGCUCAUCGCGAUGAUGACACAAUCGACGCACCUUCUUUUUUUUGUUUUUAAUUUUGACCGUAAAGAUGUCCAGGAAGCACAUGUGCCUUGUCAAACAUCAUUUGUGUUGAUCAAUAAAAUGUUUUGUAAGAUUGAAA
Molecule: messenger RNA, 1621 nt
Organism: Syngnathus acus (greater pipefish)
Lineage: Eukaryota; Metazoa; Chordata; Actinopteri; Syngnathiformes; Syngnathidae
Gene: jmjd6
Product: jumonji domain containing 6, arginine demethylase and lysine hydroxylase
Exons: 6
Coding region: 290-1498 (402 amino acids)
Biological process (GO): phagocytosis
Cellular component (GO): cytoplasm; nucleus
Molecular function (GO): P-TEFb complex binding; histone H4R3 demethylase activity
Source: RefSeq, a predicted model, not a curated record